GGGCACCGCUGCUGUAUGGCCGCCUCCUGGUUGCUCUUCCCCGGGCCGCACUCUCUGUACCGACCACUCGGACUCCACAUCCCGCUGAGGAAGCUGACAGGGGGCACCUGCUGGGAGGUUGGAUCCAUUUUGAAGAGGUUUAAGCCAAGAACAGCCAAGGUUCUCCACCGCAGAAUGUCCUCACCAGCCUCAAAAGAUCAUCUAGAAGGCCAGAAGCCCCCACUCUUGGUGGACGACCACACGGUGGCUACGGUUAGAGAUUCCAAAAUAUUUGUGCUCCUGAGGGGCCUCCCCGGGAGCGGCAAGACCACCCUGGCCAAAGAGAUCGAACAAAAAUACAAGGACAACUCUCGACUGAUCUCCGCCGACCAGUACGAGAUCAAGCCCACCAGGAGCUCUGGUGGAGCCGAUUACUCCAAGCUGGACGCCGAGUUGACCACUUGCUUCGAGAAACGUGAAGCCAGUUUGGUGAUCCUGGACGACACGCACCAUGACCGGGAGCGGCUCGAUAAGCUCUUCGACAUGGCCAACACCUAUCACUUUGCGGUGGUCAUUCUGGAACCCAAGACGCCGUGGAGGUUGGACUGCGCCCAGUUGAAAGAGCGGAACCAAUGGAAGCUGUCGUUGGAAGAGCUGAAGAACCUGAGGCCCACGCUGGAGAAGGACUUCAUUCCUCUCUACUUUGGUUGGUUCCUGGCAAGGCGGGACGAGGAUUUCCUGAGAAAGACCAGCCAUGAAUUCCUGGAGCAGCUGGGGAACCUCAAGGCCUUCAAGAAGCGGGUGCAAGCAUUUGGUUACGAAGAGAAACAAAAAGUGGAUCUUCUGAAGCAUUUUGCCAAAUCGCCCAACAUUCUUCAUUGCACCGCCAAAUUCUGCGACUACGGGAAGGUUUUGGGGUCAGAAGAAUACGCCCAACAAGAGGCGGUGAAGAAGGCGUACUCCAAGGGUUACACCCUCCACAUCUCCGCUUUGUUCGUCACUCCCAGAACAGCCGGGGCACAAGUAGAACUCACGGCCGACCAGCUGCUGGUGUGGCCUCCAGAUGCCGAGAAAGAAGUGAUGCCCAAGGAUACCUUUCCCAGGGGCAGCCGCGCCCAUGUCACUCUGGGCACCGCGGCCGAAGUCCAGGAUGUUCAGACUGGCAUUGACCUCCUGGAGUUUGUGAAAUUGCAGCAGUUGGGGAAAGAAGCGGAGACUUUGGGGGAGUUGACCGGGCCGGUCGCGGGGAAAGUCUCUUACUAUGAUAACGGUAUGUGGAUGGUCAACCUGUCCAGUAAGAUCGAAGUCAAGUCCAUUUUUUCGGGUUAUUACGGGAAGCCCGGCGUCAGUGUCCCCUUACGGGGAAGCAAAAAGGGUCUUCUAAGUCAAUGUCAAAUUAUGUGAGUGGGGGCAAAGAUAGAGGUUGUUCCCGACCAAGUUCCGAAAUUUUUACUUCUUUUUAUUUUUUAUUUUAUUUUUUUAAUUUUUAUAACCUCCUGUGAGAGAGGAACAAUGGCGCCAUUUGCUUUCUCAUACUGUGCUCGCUAUAACGCUUACACAUCGCUUCGGUAGUAUCACGUAUCUGUUGCAUAAAACGUGCCCCUGUAGCAUUGUGUUAAUUAGAUGACGGUGGUAGUAGUACCUAGGUCAGUGUUUCCCAACCUGUGCGCCAUAGCUGUUGCCAAACACUGCAUUCCUAGACAGCCAAAGGCCUGUUUGCCUCUUUCAGAGGAUCCACACUGUCCCUGAAAGGUAAAUCAAGGCUUCCCUCUCAGCAGAAACUAUAUUCAAAUUACACUGAUAGUGGUCUCCAAACUAUGGAUCUCCAGAUGUCGCAAAACUACAACUCCCAGCAUGCUCGGACAGCCUUUGGCUGUCCGAGCAUGCUGGGAGUUGUAGUUUUGCAACAGCUGGAGGCACACCGGUUGGGAAACGCUGGCCUAGUUGAAUAUUUUUUUGAAUUUGCUGUUGGUUCCAGCAUGUUUUCCUAUGGUUGUUUUUAAUUUUAAUUUUUUUUGUCUUAAGUACCAAAGAUCAAUCCUGGUGUCUUGUAAGCGUAGGUUCACACUAGGGAAUCUCCCAAAUCCAUCGGCGCGAGGACCGUGCAGACCUGUACCGCUACCAUUGACAGCAAUGCAGUCCAUGUAGAAUAAUGACGAAAGAAUGAACAUGUUAGGACAGUCAAAGACUAGAGAGAUGAGGAGGAAGCCUUGAUUUACCUUCCAGGGACAGUGUGGAUCCUCUGGAAGAGGCAGACAGGUCUCUGGCUGUCCGGGCAUGCUAGGAGUUGUAGUUUUGCAACAUGUGAAACCACUGUUUGUAGUGUGGAGCCUCCAUAUUUCGAUCUGGAUGUAUUCUGGAUCCUUCGUAAGGGCAGGUUCACACUAUGUAAUCCAUCGGCGCUAGGACCGCACAGACCUACACCGCCACCAGAAUUUCUAUGGCAGAAAUUCCGCGGUGUGAAUUGGUUAACCAAAACACAUAUUCGCGCCAACGUUUCCUUCAUGCAGCAAAAUUUCCCAACUGGACUUCCGUAGUGUGAACCUAACCCUAAAGGCAACAAUAGGAGGCUGCUGCAAAGAGGGGCGGUAAUUCUCAUUGUGAACGGGCCCUUACUCAGGUUUGGCAGAGAGGCUAAGGCUAUGUUCACACGACUGAAUUUGCGUGUGGAAUUCUGAACAGAGGUUCUGCAGCAGCAGAGCCCUAUAGAAUUCAAUGGGAUUCUGCUGCACUGUUCACGUAGCAGAAUUUCCAUGCAGAAUGUAUGUCUAUUCUUUCUCUGCACGGAAUGCAUUGCCGUCUAUGAGACUGCGCUUCCCGAGCGGUCCUAGCGCCAGCAUGUUCUGCCAGCGCUCCGCAUUCAGGGGCAAUGUCCGCACAGAGAUUUUCCGUGCGGACAUUGCCCUGUGAGCAUAGCCUAAGGGUACGUUCAGACGAGCGGAUUUACAGUGGAUUUUACGCUGUGGAUCUGCCGCUGAAGGACCGCUGUAUUCUGCCUUUACAUGUGCCUGCUCGGAGCGGCAAUACACCGCUACGUGCAGACACACUGAAGCGAUGUGCGAGUCGCCGCGCAUUCGCGGUGUACUUGCACACAUCGCGGCCGCUCCCCCUGCUCUAUGAGCUAGGCCGAGAGCCGCUACGAUGUGCGAGUAUACUGCGCAUGCGCGCGGCGACUCGCACAUCGCAGUGUGUCUGCUCGUAGCGGCGUAUUGCCGCUCCGAGCAGGCACAUGUAAAGGCAGCAGGUCCUUUAGCGGUGGAUCCGCAGCGAAAUCCGCACAGAAAAUCCACUCGUCUGAACGUAUCCUAAGGGUAUGUGCACACUACAGAAUAUCUUCCUAGAGAAAUUUCCUGCCGGACAUUCCAUGUGAAUCAGGCAUCCCCGUAAUGCGUUGGUGCCAUAACCGUGCGGACGUGCCCUGUCCCUAUUGCCGGCAAUACAGGAAUUCGAAAUUCCGCAGCACGCACAAUGCAGCAGAAUCCUAUUGAAAGCAAUGGGAAGCUGCUGCACCGGAAUUUCUCAGGUGGAAUAUUUCAUAAUGUCUUUUGGCCCUAAGACUAGGACUACACGAUGGCUCUGGCCACGACGCGGGACGCACGGCCAAAGAUUGCAGUGUCGCUCAGUCUGAGGUCAAUGAGGUCGUGUUGUUACCCAACAGUUACCAGAAAUCGAUUGAUCAAUCCAUCCAGCGUGCGUUUCUGAUUGUCGCAACACAACAACAAGAUGGAGGGGGCGCAGCACAGCGAUCUUAGGCCGCGUCCGCCAUGUUCCCAUUGUAGUCGUCGCCCACGUCACGUAGGCCUCACACUUUUUACUUCAGAAUUAACUUAUUUCCUGCAGGAAUUGUCGCAACCUUCCACUUCCGGACCUCGGAGUAAAGCACUUAUAAGACUUCACGAAUCCUGUUAAUCCAUUAAAGGGGUACUCCGCUCCCAGCGUUCAGAACAUUUUGGUCCGAACGCUUGGUGCAGGCGGCGGGUGUCGGGACGCCACACCCCCUCAAUGCAAGUCUAUGGAAGGGGGCGUGACGUACGUCACGCCCCCUCCCAUAGCCUUGCAUUGAGGGGGCGUGGUGUGACGUCACGAGGGGCAUGGCUGUGACGUCACAACCCCAGCCGCCUGCACCCAGCAGUCCAAAUGAACCAUUAGUGCUGCACAGAGAUCGCGGGGGUCCGCUGCGAUCAGACAUCUUAUCCCCUAUCCUUUGGAGUACCCCUUUAAAAUCCCUCUCCGUGUGAGGUCGAUGUCAGGUCAAUCCUAUGCAGAACGUCUCGCGCGGUGUUGGACAUAUAGGGGGAGAUUCAUCAAGGCCUGUGCUGAGGAAAAGGUGACCAGUUGCCCAUAGCAACCAAUCAGAUCGCUGCUUUCAAAAAUGAAAGUAACAAUCUGGUUGCUAUGGGCGACUGCUCCGCUUUUCCUCUGCACAGGUUUUGAUAAAUCUCCCUUAUUGAGUAUGAAAGGUUCGCCGACCGAUUCCGUGAGGUCCAGAACGCUCCUCGUGUCCGUCGGCCAUUUUGUAUUUUGCUUACUGCACUUUUGUGUUGUGUUUUUCUACUACUGACUCCUCACGAGUUUUCAUUCGCUUUUAUGUAGCGUUUGGAUCUUCACAGCCGCCAUCUCCUUAUUUCUGGGCCUUAGAACCACGGCAAAUGUAUUCCUUCAUUCAUCCUUUCCAUACAGUAUAUUCCUAUUUUUUAUUUUGGACACCAUUUUGUGCGCCCCAUUCAGGAGGAGGAGAGCCGGGGCGCCGUGCAGGAGAUCCUUAGGAUAGGGGGAUACCUUUUUAUAUCCCGGAGUACUCCUUUAACAUUCUUCUGUGUUGGUGCAUUCGACUCCUGACUUAUUACGAGAGUUCAUUCACAGCAAUACAAAAUGAACACCUACAGUGGGGCAAAAAAGUAUUUAGUCAGCCACCAAUUGUACAAGUUCUCCCCUUAUAAAGAUGAGAGGCUGUAAUUAUCAUCAUAGGUUAUAACCUCAACUAUGAGACAGAAUGAGAAAAAUCCAUAAAAUCACAUUGUCACAUUACAUUUUUUUGCAAAUUAUGGUGAAAAAUAAGUAUUUGGUCAAUAAGAAAAGUUCAUCUCUUUUGUUAUAUCCCCUUUGUUGGCAAUGACAGAGGUCACAUGUUUUCUGUCUUCACAAGGUUCUCACACACUGUUGCUGGUAUUUUGGCCCAUUCCUCCACGCAGAUCUCCUCUAGAGCAGUGAUGUUUUGGGGCUGUCGCUGGACAAAAUGGACUUUCAACUCCCUCCAAAGGUUUUCUAUGGGGUGGAAAUCUGGAGACUGGCUAGGCCACUCCAGGACUUUGAAUUGCUGCUUGCGAAGCCACUCCUUCAUUGCCCGGGCGGUGUGUUUGUGAUCAUUGUCAUGCUGAAGGACCCAGCCACUUUUCAUCUUCAAUGCCCUUGUUGAUGGAUGGAGGUUUUUACUCUCACGACCUUUUAGAUCUCAAGAAACAUGGCCCCAUUCAUUCUUUCCUUUACACAGAUCAGUCGUCCUGGUCCCAUAGCAGAAAAACAGCCCAAAGCAUGAUAUUUCCACCCCCAUGCUUCACAGUAGGUAUGGUGCUCUUUGGAUGCAACUCAGCAUUCUUUCUCCUCCAAACACGACGAGUUGAGUUUUUACCAAAAAGUUCUACUUUUGGUUUCAUCUGACCAUAGGACAUUCUCCCAAUACUCUUCUGGAUCAUCCAAAUGCUCUCUAGCAAACUUCAGACGGGCCCUGACAUGUACUGGCUAAAGCAGGGGGACACAUUUGGUGCAUGAUUUGAGUCCCUGGAGGCGUAGUGUGUUACUGAUGGAAGCCUCUGUUACUUUGUUCCCAGCUCUCUGCAGGUCAUUCACUAGGUCCCCCCAUGGGGUUCUGGGAUUUUUGCUCACUUUUCCUGUAAUCAUUUUGACACCAUGGGGCGAGAUCUUGUGUGGAGCCCCAGAUCGAGAGAGAUUAUCAGUGGUCUUUCUAAUAAUUGCUCCCACAGUUGAUUUCUUCACACCAAGCUUCUUGCCUAUUGCAGAUUCAGUCUUCCCAGCCUGGUGCAGGUCUACAAUUUUGUUUCUGGUGUCCUUUGACAGCUCUUUGGUCUUGGCCAUAGUGGAGUUUGGAGUGUGACUGUUUGAGGUUGUGGACAGGUGUCUUUUAUACUAAUAACAAGUUCAAACAGGAGCCAUUAAUACAGGUAACAAGUGGAGGACAGAGGAGACUCUUAAAGAAGAAGUUACAGGUCUGUGAGAGGCAGAAAUCUUACUUGUUUGUAGGUGACCAAAUACUUAUUUUACACCAUAAUUUGCAAAUAAAUUCUUAAAAAAUCUAAUUUUAUGGAUUUUUUUUCUCAUUCUGUCUCUCAUAGUUGAGGUAUACAGGCCUCGUCUUUUUAUAUUGGUGGCCGACUAAAUACUUUUUUGCCCCACUGUAUAGCCUUCCCUUCCAAUCAAUAUAUUCCAUGGCCGAUAGAUCUGACCAAUCAGAAUG
Molecule: messenger RNA, 6451 nt
Organism: Hyla sarda
Lineage: Eukaryota; Metazoa; Chordata; Amphibia; Anura; Hylidae
Gene: CNP
Product: 2',3'-cyclic nucleotide 3' phosphodiesterase
Exons: 4
Coding region: 16-1383 (455 amino acids)
Biological process (GO): cyclic nucleotide catabolic process
Cellular component (GO): cytoplasm; membrane
Molecular function (GO): 2',3'-cyclic-nucleotide 3'-phosphodiesterase activity
Source: RefSeq, a predicted model, not a curated record